Molecule: messenger RNA, 1879 nt
Organism: Telopea speciosissima
Lineage: Eukaryota; Viridiplantae; Streptophyta; Magnoliopsida; Proteales; Proteaceae
Exons: 19
Coding region: 81-1844 (587 amino acids)
Source: RefSeq, a predicted model, not a curated record
UAAGCUUCCCGGCCUUCUCUAUUCGAGUUUGGGACAACAGAGGGAAGAGUUAGAACUAAGAAGAGGUCAGCCUCGAAGCCAUGUCGGUGAUGCAGCUUCAACAGCAAACCUUUAUUCAUGGUUUCUAUAACUUCUCUACUGCAACUCCAUUCAAAAGACGAGGGAGAGCACAAAUUAACGGCUCUCUGCGAACAGAAGCGCUUCCUUCUAGAACCCAAAGGAUAAUGGAGAGCAUUUCAGUAAGUGGUGAAGUGGGUGGUGCUGGUGGUGCAUCUUCAUAUAAUGCUUUAAAGAAGUUGGACCAAUUAUGGUCUAAUAUUUGCUCUUCACCAACAGUUUUGCAAGAACAACGAGAAGUGGUUUCCUGUAUUCCUGGUUUGUUCAGCCAAUCUGAUCUGGCUGAUAGAGCAGUAGAUGCAUUUGAUGUACUAAUCUGUGGCGGUACUUUGGGUAUAUUCCUUGCUACAGCAUUGAGCUCAAAAGGCCUUCGAGUAGGCAUAAUCGAAAGGAAUCUGCUAAAGGGGAGAGAACAAGAGUGGAAUAUCUCGCGGAAAGAGCUCAUGGAACUUGUUGAGGUUGGCAUUCUAACAGAAGAUGAUAUUGAACAAGUUACAGCGGUGAAGUUUAAUCCUAAUAGAUGUGGAUUCGAGGGAAAGGGCGAGAUUUGGGUUGAGGACAUUCUUAACCUUGGUGUUUCGCCAUCUAAGUUGAUAGAGCUUAUGAAGACACGCUUUACUUCCCUUGGUGGAGUCAUCUUUGAGGGCGAUAGCGUUUCAAGCAUAUCCAUAUAUGACGAUGCAGCGGUUUUGCAAUUUACAGAGGGCAACAUUUUAAUAUCAGAUCUCGUUAUUGAUGCAAUGGGAAAUUUCUCACCUGUUGUUAAACAGAUCAGAUCAGGAAGGAAGCCAGAAGGUGUUUGCCUUGUUGUUGGUUCUUGUUCUCGUGGUUUUAGGGAGAAUUUUAUGGGUGAUGUCAUUUUUAGUAGUUCAUCGGUGAAAAAGGUUGGAGAUUCAGAUGUACAUUAUUUUUGGGAGGCAUUUCCUGCUGGCUCUGGUCCCACGGAUCGAACUACCUAUAUGUUUACUUAUCUUGAUCCCCAACCAGGAUGCCCAAAAUUAGAAGAUUUAUUAGAAGAUUACUGGGAUCUAAUGCCAGCUUAUCAGGGAGUUUCACUUGACGAUUUGGAUAUAUUGAGAGUUCUCUUUGGCAUUUUCCCUACGUAUCGUGACAGUCCAUUGCCAGCUUCUUUUAAUCGUAUUCUACAGUUUGGUGAUGCUAGUGGCAUACAAUCACCAGUUUCAUUUGGUGGUUUCGGGAGCUUGACUCGGCACCUUGGCAGACUCUCAACUGGGAUAUAUGAAGCAAUUAGUAACAAUUUUCUGGACUCUGACAGCCUGUCCCUGCUGAAUCCCUAUUUGCCCAACUUAAGAGCAUCAUGGCUGUUUCAACGAGCAAUGUCAGCAAGGCAACAGGCUUAUGUUUCAUCAGAUUUCAUUAAUGAGCUUCUUUUUGUUAAUUUCCAGUGUAUGCAGAGGCUAGGGGACCCGGUAUUAAGACCGUUUCUUCAGGAUGUAAUACAAUUUGGGCCUCUAGUAAAGACAUUGGGUUUGGUUAUGGUAACCAAGCCUCAAAUCAUUCCAUCAAUAUUCAAACAGGUGGGAAUUGCAGUGCUUUUGGACUGGUCGGGACAUUUUGUCAUGCUGGGUUACUACACGUUUCUCUCUACCUUCAUUGACCCUGUUAUAAGGUCCCGGAUAAAUGCAUUUCCAGACAAGAUGAAGUACGAAUGGAAUAGACGUCUUGAUGCUUGGAAGUAUGGAUCUGGUUUAGAUUACAAACUAUAAGGUUAACAAUGUUAGAGAGAGAGAGAGAGAGAGAU